Cottoperca gobio is the source of this 1747-nucleotide messenger RNA. Its product is annotated as KATNB1-like protein 1. Gene Ontology annotation, cellular component: nucleolus. The record is from RefSeq and is a predicted model, not a curated record. The transcript is spliced from 10 exons. NCBI's taxonomy places the organism in Eukaryota, Metazoa, Chordata, Actinopteri, Perciformes, Bovichtidae. Bases 399 to 1310 code for a protein of 303 amino acids. Gene Ontology annotation, molecular function: microtubule binding.
AUCAAUAAAGUGCUACGGCAAACAGCUGAUAUGCUUCACUGAUCUGAGUAAAGGCACCGUCAGGGUCAAAAGGGAAGUUUGAUUUGAGACAAAGCACCACACCAGUUGAUCUUAUACAUCAGUUAUGUUAACUGGCUCUUCAGUUUAAUGUGUCUUUCAGUGCGAUUCGCUGCUUUAACGAAAUGUUUUGCUUGUUUGCACCAUUGAUAUCUCAAUAGUCGCUAGAGGGUGCACACUGCACAACCUGCAUUAUGAAUAGGACGCUUUAUUCUCUGGUGCUGGGCGGCAUUAGCAGUUGAAUUUGGAUGUCAGUUAACAGUUAGUUGGCAGUCGCCUGAAAGAAUCAAAGGAAAGGUUUAAUUAUAUUGUCUCUGCUGAGGAAUGGAAAACAAGAUCUAAUGGACUCCAACAGUGAAGACGGAGAGUACCCAAAUCUUGAACAUGCUGUACAACAGGAUGCAUCCCAAUACAGAGUGACCUAUCCUCAUGGGAGAAACACAACCGAUGUGGAUUACGAUAAAAAUGAAGAGUUCAACAAAAAGAGGUUUCCAGUAAGUCGCUCUGGCAACAACCCGGGCAGAGUGAAGCGGGUAGUGUCAUGUAAGAGGAAGACCCAUCAUCUGACGGUGACUCGGAGGAAGCAGCUCGGGACUGGGAAGAGUUAUGAUGCUGCAAACAAGGAGAAUGAGAUAGACUGCAUGCAGGACGAACAACAGGAGAUAUUUGACAUGGACCCUUGGGAGUUCCCACUAAAUGUCAAAAACAACCACAAGACUGGUACAACUGGGUCUGAACAAGCCGACUACAGUCCACUCACUGAGCUCACAAGGGAUCAUAGCACAAUGACUGACGUGCUCUUUGGAAGAAAUCUGAGACUGAAAGUAUCUUUAACAUUGUGGCAGAGAAAUGUUGGAGAGCUGUUGACAUAUUUCCUGAGAAUACAAGACAUUGGUGUGUUCGUUGACUUUCUUCCACUGAUAAGCAAAAGCAUUGAGGAGGAUUCCCAGAGGGUCACCAUUGGCUGUUGUGUUGACCUCUUUCCUUUGGUUAAGAAAGUCCUCAAACGUCCAUAUGAAGAGUAUCUUAUAGUUGGUUUAAAGUGGAUAAAUUCAGUUUUGAAAAACUGGUGGGAAGAGCUAAGAACAAGUGGCUAUAGUGGAUCAACAAAACUUCUGUUUGAUAAAAAUUUCCAGGCCUUUAACCAGCAGUUGUUGGAGUUAUGGUUUCAGGAACCUUUACUGAAAUCUGUUCCAGGAACAGCUGGAGACAUGGCAAAGGUCAUUGACUCCUUCCUGUCUCAACUUACCUGACGGCAACAAAGAAACAGAUAACGGAUCUUCCUCUGGUGGUAGCCUCCCAAAGAAAACAAAGAAUCCUUUGUAGAAUCAUUAGAUUGGAGCAGCUGUUGUUUCCACAGAAAAAGUACCUUCUAGCUUGUACUGUACCUGUCCUGAGGGGAUAUCUGUAGAGUUUGAUGUAUUUAUUGGCUACCAGAUGAACUUGCACACUUCAAACACUGAGACUGUGCAAUAGAAAUUGUAGCAAAUUUGACUUGAUUGUCUUUUCAUUGACCAAGUGGGAUGCUGUAAUUAUGAGCAACGAGAGGAUCAUUGUGCAGGUUCAGUUAUAUCACAGAACUUUGGAUUCUUUCAUGAAUGUAAAAAUGUUUCAUUGAUAUGUUGUUUGUGUCUAUUAUCUUUGACUGUACCUUUUUGAUAAUGAAUAAAAAGUGUAUUUUCAAUUUAAA